CUCUCCAGCAGAAUGGCCUUCAGCGGCAAGUACGAGAUCGAGAGUGAGAAGAAUUAUGACGAGUUCAUGAAGCGUCUUGGGCUCCCCAGCGAUGUUAUCGAAAAGGGCCGAAACUUCAAGAUUGUCACGGAGGUGCAGCAGGACGGACAGAAUUUCAUCUGGUCCCAGCACUACCCGAGUGGCCACUCCAUGACCAACAAGUUCACCAUCGGCAAAGAAUGUGACAUGGAGACUGUGGGGGGCAAGAAGUUCAAGGCCACCGUGCAGAUGGAGGGUGGGAAGAUAGUGGCAGACUUCCCUAACUAUCACCAGACCUCGGAGAUCGUGGGUGACAAGCUGGUGGAGAUCUCCACCAUCGGAGGUGUAACCUACGAGCGUGUGAGCAAGAGGCUGGCCUGAGCAAGCAGGCGGGGCUCCCAGGGGGCUAUGAAGCCAGCAGUGAACGCUGGGAUAAGAACAGACAUUGUUUGCUCCAAA
Molecule: messenger RNA, 477 nt
Organism: Panthera uncia (snow leopard)
Lineage: Eukaryota; Metazoa; Chordata; Mammalia; Carnivora; Felidae
Gene: FABP6
Product: fatty acid binding protein 6
Exons: 4
Coding region: 13-399 (128 amino acids)
Biological process (GO): fatty acid transport
Cellular component (GO): nucleus; cytosol
Molecular function (GO): fatty acid binding
Source: RefSeq, a predicted model, not a curated record